UUUAUUAAAGCCCAACUACCUAGUGGCCGAGGGCCAGAUUUGUUCUCUUCACUUGUUUUUCCCCCAAAGCUGUAACAAGAAUCGGAUCUUUGACCAAAAUUUAUAUUUGAAACUCAAAUUUCACAGUUGAUAGAGAGAGUGCGCUAAGAUGAAGCUACUUGGAUGGUGGUUGAUGCUGGUGGGUUCACUUCGUUUAGCAUCUGUAUGGUUCGGAUUCUUCGACAUUUGGGCUCUUCGCCUUGCCGUUUUCUCUCAAGCCACAAUGACUGAAGUUCAUGGACGGACAUUUGGAGUUUGGACUUUGUUGACUUGCACUCUAUGCUUUCUCUGUGCAUUCAACCUUGACAACAAGCCUCUGUAUUUGGCAACCUUUUUAUCCUUCAUCUAUGCUUUUGGCCAUUUCUUGACCGAGUACCUCAUUUACCACACUAUGGCUAUUGGAAAUCUGUCAACUGUUAGCAUUUUUGCUGGCACAUCCAUAAUAUGGAUGAUGUUCCAGUGGAAUUCACAUCAAACAGUCAAAAGUAAACAGUCAUAAAAGUGAACUGGAGCAUUGGCGACUGAUAUUCUUCCUUGAAGCAGAAGAGUGCAUCACUUUUCUUGCAAUCCUUUUGGUUUCUUGCUUCCAAUUGUACAAUGGUGCAUCAGUAAGCACUUACUAAUUUAGCUUAUAAAGAAUCUCAUUGUCUUGGAUUCAAGUUAACAACAUCAGCAUAUGA
This is a messenger RNA of Olea europaea var. sylvestris, 719 nucleotides long. RefSeq names its product ergosterol biosynthetic protein 28-like. The record is from RefSeq and is a predicted model, not a curated record. Gene Ontology annotation, cellular component: endoplasmic reticulum; membrane. The transcript is spliced from 3 exons. The coding region runs from base 149 to 538 and encodes 129 amino acids. Lineage: Eukaryota; Viridiplantae; Streptophyta; Magnoliopsida; Lamiales; Oleaceae. Gene Ontology annotation, molecular function: protein-macromolecule adaptor activity.